UCUACAAUUCCGGUUUUCUCCCAAGAUGGAGGCCCUUCCAGGGGGUUACCCUGUAAAGGCUCCUACACCGAAAGCCCGAAUGUUCGUAGUUUUCUUUAGUAUGGCGAUAUGCAUGGGUACUUUAUUUUUACUACAGACUAAACUAUCAAAACCAAGAAAAACGAAAGACUUUUAUUCUUUUGAUGUACGGGAUAUAAGAGGGAGGGUUGUUUCUCUGGAAAAGUACCGAGGCAAAGCGUCCCUGGUGGUAAACGUGGCGAGUCAGUGCGAGCAGACGGAGCGGAAUUACAGAGAGCUUCAGGAACUGCACCGAGAGCUGGGGACGUCUCACUUCAACGUGCUGGCUUUCCCGUGCUCUCAGUAUGGAGAGACCGAACCUUGGGCCAGUCGCGAGAUUGAACACUUUGCGAAAUCAAACUUCGGCGUCACGUUUCCCAUUUUUAGCAAGAUAAAGAUAAUGGGCUCUGAAGCGGAUCCUGCCUUCACAUUUCUUACAGACUCUGUGCAGAAAACUCCAAAAUGGAACUUCUGGAAGUUUUUGGUAAAUCCGGACGGGAAGGUGGUGAAAUUCUGGAAAGCUGAGGACUCCAUGGAAACGAUCCGGACAGAGGCCACUACACUGGUGCGGGAGAUCAUUCUGAGGAAGAGGGCAGAACUCUGACAGCUCAUUGGCUCACUAAAAGACACAGUUUGAUUGGCACCCGUUCCA
This is a messenger RNA of Conger conger (European conger), 709 nucleotides long. RefSeq names its product glutathione peroxidase 8 (putative) (gene gpx8). Bases 26 to 661 code for a protein of 211 amino acids. The transcript has 3 exons. Gene Ontology annotation, biological process: response to oxidative stress. The record is from RefSeq and is a predicted model, not a curated record. Gene Ontology annotation, molecular function: glutathione peroxidase activity. NCBI's taxonomy places the organism in Eukaryota, Metazoa, Chordata, Actinopteri, Anguilliformes, Congridae.